AUGACAACCUCGUUUACAUCGCUCCCUAUUGUGGAUCUCGCGCCGCUGUCGAGCGACUGCGCGACUGAGGACGAUCUGGUGCAGCUAUCGACGAGGCUGCACGAGGUCUUUGCGACAGUCGGCUUCGCCUAUCUGAUCAAUGCGCCGCUCUCUUUUGACCACGAUGACGUUUUUGGCAUGGCAAAAGACUUCUUCCGCCUCCCCGAGGAGACCAAGAUGAGCGUGGCCAAGAAGACGUUUCGAAAGGCCAAUUCCAACACCUACAGAGGAUACUUUCCUGUGCAACCGGGUGCUGAUUCUCAAAAUCUCAAGGCCGGAUUCGAGCUCGGCCCGUCGCAUCGGCUACCCGCUUCGUCGCGGCCGUCCACCUCGCCCUUUAUCCUCACCGAGCCCAACUGCUUCCCGUCGUCGGCGCAGUUCAGCUCACACGACCGUCUCGAGACUUUUUACGCCGAGCUCUCAUCGCUUUCCAACACACUCCUCGCGCUGCUCGCCUCGUCGCUUGGCAAGAACCCGGCCUCGUUCACGUCCAUCAUGCGCAACAGCGUCUCGACACUGCGUCUGCUGCACUACCCCGGUCACGCGUCCGAUGCCUCAUCUCCUUCGGAAGAGGGAGAAGAAGAAAAGCUGAGCUGCACGCCACACACCGACUCUGGCCUGCUGACGCUGCUUCACCAGGACGCCACGGGCGGACUCGAGGUGCGCAACGCCGAGGGCGCCUGGAUCCCCGCGCCGCACGUGCCCGGCAGCGUCGUCGUCAACGUCGGCGACCUGCUGGCGCGGAUGAGCGGCGGGCGCUUCGUGGCGACGAUGCACCGCGUGCGCAGCGCGGCGGCGGAGCGCUUCAGCGUGCCAUUUUUCUCGGAGCCGGGCGUGGACGCCAUGGUCGGGGAGCGCGGCAAGGAGGUCCGGUACGAGGAGUUUGUGCUCGACAAGAUGGGCACGUGGGUCGAGUUCCAAGACGAGAUGGAGGAGAUGGAGAUUAUGAGCGCGGUGAGCGCCAGCUCCGAGGUGCACGCGUAUUAG
Molecule: messenger RNA, 1026 nt
Organism: Akanthomyces muscarius
Lineage: Eukaryota; Fungi; Ascomycota; Sordariomycetes; Hypocreales; Cordycipitaceae
Exons: 2
Coding region: 1-1026 (341 amino acids)
Source: RefSeq, a predicted model, not a curated record